Molecule: messenger RNA, 4043 nt
Organism: Eupeodes corollae
Lineage: Eukaryota; Metazoa; Arthropoda; Insecta; Diptera; Syrphidae
Gene: Rab32
Product: ras-related protein Rab-32
Exons: 4
Coding region: 398-3346 (982 amino acids)
Biological process (GO): endosome to lysosome transport; phagosome-lysosome fusion
Cellular component (GO): Golgi apparatus; lysosome; phagocytic vesicle
Molecular function (GO): GTPase activity; GTP binding
Source: RefSeq, a predicted model, not a curated record
UCUUCAAAUUAAAUUAGCAUUUAAAAGGAAUAGUUUUGGCUUCAUCGUUGUUGCAAGUGCAUUUAAAUAUUAUUCUAAAAACAAAAAGACUUAUCUCAAAAAAUAAAAAUAUGUACAUAUGAUAAAAUCCCAAUUGAAACAAAUAAGUUCGUCUCCCCUCUGUAUCUUUUUGGAAUAAGAUAACAACAUUUAUUGCUCUGUUUUCUAUCGGGUGUGAAUUCGGCCACGUUUAAGAGUCGUUUCUUGUUUUUAUCAUCGAAGAUUGUGCAACUCGCUCGUAUCGAAUUUUUGUGUACUGUGAAGUUUGUGUUGAUAUUUUUUUUUUAUUUUUGGUUUUAAGUUAUCCCGUCGCAUCGUAUCCAUCUUUACCAAACCUCGCCUCAAUCAUGGAGCUAUAAUGCAAAACGUUGGUGCACCAAAAUCAUUGGACACAAAUUUGAACACCGCCAGCAGUGAGGUUGAAUUGAGAUCGGAACAACCCCUGCUUCGAAAAACUUUGUCUGAUAAUUUUUGCAAAUCCCUAGACGAGGACGAGGAGCAGUUAGAUAAAAUUGCAGACCUAUCCAAUAAACCAACAACGCCAACGGUAAUUCCAGUUGAACAACUAUCCCCAAAAUCAAAAACUCGUUCAAGAUUCACUUCGGCAUUUCGGUCUUUUCGUGCAUCGAAGUCGGCAAAGAAAAAACUUACACCCACAUCGAGCACUGACCAAGUCCUAUCGAGUGGUGGUGAGGACUUGGAAUUGCCCCCAUUCGAUUCGCUCGAUUCGAAAAAGAAGAAGAGCAAACUUUCGAAAAAAUUCUCCCUCACUGGGAUAAAAAAGAACAAGAUUAAUCCGAAGAAGGAAGAAGAAAUAUUGUCAAGCCAUUUACUGCUGGUUACAAGUUCAACACAAACUACCCAGACUCUCGAUCGAAGGCCAAUUUUCGUGGCGGACAAUGAAGCUAAGAGAAAAGUCACUGUGACCACACCGGAUCCAACGACUCCGCCAUUUUCGCCAUCACCGGAAUCUUCACCAACUAAAUUCGAUAAGGUUCGAAAGAUUCAAAUAACCAUUCAAGGUAAGAAAAUCGAGCACACCAACAAGAACAAUAACAACAACAAUAAUAAUAAUAAUAACAAUAACAACAACGGGCCACAGGGGCGUAAAAACCUUCCAAUUACCACAACUGAGAUUACAGGUUCUACUGCCACAUCCCCCAAUAUUGAAGAAGGUGAUUAUUUGAUUGCCUCGACGACGACUGAAGAACAGCGUCAACAACAAAAGCCGUCAGUAGUGACAUCGCCUCCGAAGAAAAACUCAAAGAAAAACAAAAAACCCAAGUCGAAGCCAAACAGCCCAACAACCUCGCCCACUGCGUCCCCGUCUGGGAACAAGUCGAUCACCUCGACCAUUUCGACAACCACCACCACGGAAGAGAAACUCGUAGUCACGCAAAGUAUCUGCGAUACGCCACCACGGGAGAGGGCACCAGCGAAGCCGAGCCGUGCUCCAUUCAGCACUGCCCCAUCAUUCAAUUCUCCAACUGGCGCCAUUCGCAAGUCUCUUUCGCAACAUCAGAUACCCAAGCUCAGACGACAACGGUUUCAAGCCUUCGAAUCGGCUGAAUCCGAAUCGCAUUUCAUGAUACGAGAAGGAACUAUUGAGCGAGGCCGUAGAUUUCCCAGACCAGCUUCAAUAGAAAACCACGAUCAAUCACCUCCCAUCAGUGCCCAAGCACCACCAUUACCAACGCCAUUGGGCCUCCCGGAGUCUAUCCCACAACUUAAACCGCAAUCGACAAUAGGUGAGGCUGAGAUCAAAUCCCUGCCGUCAUUCGUCGAGGAAACCAAUGAAGAGCAACACGAAACCAUCAAUCAAAACCAAAGAAAAAUAAUUUCUCUACCCAGUUUCGCAUCGUCAAUUGGAUCAACAUUAGAAGGCUUAGAUAGUCCAAUAUCAGAAUUGCCUUCCGCAACCACAUCGCCUUUACAUUAUUACGUUGGUAACAACAUACGGAAUCCCAAUCUAAGGGGACUAACACGUGAUCAAUCUGUCGACGAACCCAAUGAGGAACCACAUGAGACAGUAAAUCAAAAUCACCAGAGAAAGAUAAUUUCUCUUCCAAGCUUCGCCUCGACUUCAUCACUUGAAGCAGAAAAUCCCACCCCAGACAUCGCAAACAUCAAUAACACGGAAUCAGAAGACCCAACAUUGUAUUACAACACCGCCAUCGCCGCCAGCGACAAAAUACAGAAUCCAAAUCUCAGUGGAUUAAGCCAAGAUCAGUCGCUCGAGGACAACGACGACGACAGUGGGUCGCUUGGAGAAACUCCAAUCAUAUGCGAUCAUCGACAUAAUAUACUAUUUUCUGUUGGUAACUCAGUGCGCCCUCAGAGAACUUUGAUUCCACUGUCGCAGUUAGUGCUCGACAGCAAGGAUUUUAGUUCGUUUGGUUCGGAGAAGAGUUUUGGAUCAGAUCGGAGUCCGAUCAGUGACGGAUCUGUUCAUAGACGAAGGAUCAAAUACAUCAAUCAAUCAUCGAUUUUCGCCGACGACGAAGAUCGUAAUAUCGUGGAUUCUAAACAGGACACUCUUAAUUAUAUAUCUGGGAUAAGUGAAUACUCAUUUGAAUCGGAAUUUCCCCCUCCUGAACAUUCGAUGCCAGCUUUUGGCGAUCUGACAAUGGACCAAGAAGAUCCGCCAAUUAUGACUUCUUCACAAGAAAAACGUGAACAUCUCUACAAAAUCCUAGUCAUUGGCGAAUUGGGCACAGGCAAAACAUCAUUCAUCAAGCGAUAUGUUCAUCAGUUCUUCAGUCAAAAUUAUAGAGCGACAAUUGGUGUUGAUUUUGCCCUGAAGGUCUUGACUUGGGAUUCAAAUACAAUUGUUCGAUUGCAGCUUUGGGAUAUUGCCGGCCAAGAGAGAUUUGGCAAUAUGACACGAGUUUAUUAUAAAGAAGCCGUUGGUGCCUUUAUUGUAUUUGAUGUGACACGCAGUGGUACAUUCGAUUGCGUGAGUAAAUGGAAAGAAGAUCUGGAUUCGAAAGUCCAAUUGCCAGAUGGUAGCCCUAUUCCAUGCAUACUACUAGCCAAUAAGUGUGACCAAGAUAAGCAAGGCAUCAUUACGACUCCUGAGAAGAUGGACGAAUAUGUCCGAGAUAACGGUUUUGCUGGUUGGUUUGAAACAUCAGCUAAAGAAAAUAUAAACAUCGAUGAAGCAGCUAGAGCGUUAGUAAAUAAAAUUCUUCUGAACGAUAAACUCAUCAGUGAUGCUGAUAUUGCCGAUAGUGAAAAAUUCAACUUAGCAAACUCGAAUGGUGGUCAAACCACGACGGAGUCAAUCAAGAGUAAAUGUUCCUGCUGACGCCUUAAUUCUAAUUUACCAAUCGUGUCAUCAUUUAUAUACUGAAGGACUUACAUAUAUGUUUAAUCUUAAGUGUUAUAUUUUUAGCUGUUAACGUAUAAUUUUAGUUAAAAAAGAAAAAGUGUAUUUAAAAAAAAAAAAAAACUAAAAACUGGUAAACAAAACACUCGUUUAUGUAGUUAUAUACUUUUCAAACUAUACGAUUUUAUUUUUGUUUUGUUUUUAUUUUGUUUUGUUAUUUGUAUAAUUCAUGAUUAUUAUUCUAUUGUAAAAUAUUUAAACCUGGCUUCCAUAAAACUAAAAAAUUGUCUUGCAAUUUUAUACUUAAAAAAAGAUACCUAAAAUAUAUUUAAAAAAAAAAGUCCAUUCAAAAAAUUCUUGCCAUUUGUCCUGCAAACUUUAUAAUAUACACAAAGCUCAUAAAAAGUAAUUAAAUAAAUUUAAAAUAUAAAACGCUUUAUUGUAGGAACAACAAAACUUAAAAAAAAAAACCUACUUAAUUUAAAAAAUUCAAAAGCGCAUUUACAAGCAAAUAAGAGAAAAUUAUAAAUUAUUGUGUAGGCGUAUACAAUAUAAAUUGCAAAUAGAACAAAAAACAAAAACAUUUACAUAAAUAUAUAAAACAACAAAGUACACAUUUAUUAAAAACAAUUAUAAUAGAAAAUUAAUAAUUAAAGAUAAAACAUUUUAUUACUAA